UUCCCAACUGAGCCUUGAAAAUUUAGCCGUUAACGCGUCCUUCCUCACCCAACUCAGCAGUUACUACUAAAAAAUCGGUCUCUACCGUCAACCUAGUCAGAGCUGUUUGAUUUUUAGAAGAAGAAGGAGGAACAAUGGAGAAUUCUGUUUUUAUGAACGAUGUUCAACAGGUCAAUGGAAAUCUCCAUUACUCCUUUUCUCCUGCUUCUCUAAAACAUGUAGCUUACAGCUGUGGUUCUUGUGGAUAUGAGCUAAACCUGAGUUCCUCGAGUCGAAUCACCACAACAAUUGGCUCCAAAUACAGAAAAUCUAUAAAGCGAGGGAUUAUAUCGUUCUUCAGUAUAGAUGAGAGCAGAUUUACACAAGUUGAUGAGUUCCAAUGCAUUCCCUACUUUUCAAGGCACUCUUGGAGCUUGUUCCGCCGUAGAACCAAACUCCUUUGCCGCAAGUGUGGCAACCACAUCGGCAAUGCUUACAACGACAAAACUUUAGGCUAUGCUCUUGUCGUAGACAAAUCCGAUUCAUCCUCUGGUAAUGAAGCUUCUAGCUAUAGAAAAUACGAUGUUAGAAUCCGUGCCCUACAACCAUCGUCGGCUCAGGAACUUGGCACUCCGCUUUUUAUGUGAUUUACUUCGAGUGCUAUUGCCAUCAUAUCGCUGGUAUUCCAAGUGCAUCAUACCGCGUUUUCUUGUGGGGUUGUUUCGAGUCAUUCUGUCUCCUCUUUGUUCUUCUUCUUGAAUAUGAUCUUAAUAUUUCAUGCUAACUGAUGUGCAUAGAAUUAUGAAUGGUAAGUGAUUUGGAGUGUUUGAAAUGAGUCGACCGAAGUUUGUGACUACCCAAAGUUUAAAUGUAAUCAUAUUCAUGUAAUAUCUUUUUAAGUUGAAUUAAAUCUAAGU
Messenger RNA from Hibiscus syriacus, 896 nucleotides. RefSeq lists its product as uncharacterized. Lineage: Eukaryota; Viridiplantae; Streptophyta; Magnoliopsida; Malvales; Malvaceae. The coding region runs from base 135 to 626 and encodes 163 amino acids. The record is from RefSeq and is a predicted model, not a curated record. The transcript is spliced from 2 exons.